AUGGCCGCCACUGAUCUCAACCAGCAAACUUCGCGCGACAGUCUCUCUUCAUACCUACAGCAACCUGAAACGCAAGGACCUCUCCCCAUGACCAACGGAGCACAGCUCACCAUGCACAGCAAGGAACACAGCGAGGGCCACAGUGACCGACAGGCAGGAUUGCUCACGGGCACUGACAUACCAAAAUGGAAACCAAACUUGACAGAGACCAUGAUCAUGGUGACUUUGGCCAUUCUCUCAUUGAUGGUCUCGCUGGAUGCCACAAUCAUUGUGACCUCUUUGUCGACGAUCGUUCAAGCCCUGGACGCCACGGCGACUCAGGGAUUCUGGAUUGGAACGUCCUACCUCCUCGUAGUCGCGGUGACUAUGCCGUUCACUGCCUCAAUCAGUGACAUUGUCGGCCGAGCCCAAACAAUGUUCGUCACCGUUGUGAGCUUCACGGUGGGAACGAUACUGUGUGCCGUCUCCCGCAAUAUUGGCCUAAUGCUCGUUGGCCGCUGUCUACAAGGUAUCGGUGGUGGAGGCGUCAUCAUUCUAUCUCUGGUCAUCUUCUCCGAUAUCGUCCCUCUUCGCUUUCGACCACAAUAUGUUGGCGUCCUUCAAGGAGCUUGGGCGCUAGGUACUGUGGUCGGACCAAUCAUCGGUGGCGCUCUUGCCCAUCCUCAUCUAUGGCGCUGGGCGUUCUACAUCAUGCUGCCCUUCUGUGGCAUCGGGCUUGUCUGCAUCCCUCUGUUCAUCAGGAUCAGUCGUCCCGAGGCCACCGUGCAGCAAAUGCUCCGCCGGGUUGACUGGCUUGGGGGUUUCCUCUUCAUCUCAUCAGCCACAGGCUUCCUUGUCGCUAUCUCUUGGGGCGGCACAAGCUACCCGUGGAACCAUUGGAGGACACUGGUGCCCUUGAUCCUCGGGAUCCUGGGCCUUAUUGCCACGAUGAUCUACGAACGAUUCGGUGCAAAGGAGGCGUUCCUCAGGCACUCCCUCUUCCACGUCAAAUCAGCACACGGCAUCUACAUCGGCGCGUUCGUUCAGGGCCUUGUUCUUUACGCUCAAAUGUACUACAUUCCCUUCUUCUACGAGUCCGUCAAACUGUACUCUCCAAUCCGCACCGGCAUCUCACUCCUCCCCGUCCUCCUCACCCUGAUUCCAGCCUCUGUUGUCGUCGGCGCUGCCAUCACCCGAACCGGGAAAUACAUUUGGGCCAUCGCCAUCGGCUGGGUCUUCACAACGCUAGGCACGGGCCUGACGCUCUCAUGGGACCGCAGCACUCACACCGCAGUCUGGGCCGUCGAGUUGAUCAUACUAGGCAUCGGCCACGGGCUCAACCUCAACGCGCUCAACACGGCGUCACAAGCAGUCUCAAAACCAGGCGACGAAGGCCGCGCAGUAGGCAUGUACGCCUUCUUGCGCAGCUUCGGCAUGGCCAUUGGUGUGGGCGUCAGCGGAUCGGUGUUCCAAAACGUCAUGAAAUCGAAGCUCAAGGCCACGGGCCUGCCCACCGACAUCGCCACCAACGCCGAAGCAUAUCUCCUCGUGCUGAAACAGAUGGGCGACACCCCGGAACGACGGGCCGUGAUCGACGCCUACGUGACCGGCUUCCACGGCGUGUUUGCAUUCCUCACCGCCCUCGCAGGCGUGGCUUUGGUCCUCGGUCUCUUCAUCCGCCACCACGAGAUCAACAAGGAACUCAUCACCGAGCACAGGAUCGUCGACACUCCCCGCGUCGGCUGGCGCCAUGGCCAUAGUAGGGCCACCAGCCGGGAGACCUUGGUGACGCCACCCAGGACCGCGGUGAGCACUGCGCCCAGCACCACGACGAUCAGUGCGAUGCAGUCAAGGGAGCUGGUCUGA
Molecule: messenger RNA, 1845 nt
Organism: Cladophialophora yegresii CBS 114405
Lineage: Eukaryota; Fungi; Ascomycota; Eurotiomycetes; Chaetothyriales; Herpotrichiellaceae
Exons: 4
Coding region: 1-1845 (614 amino acids)
Biological process (GO): transmembrane transport
Molecular function (GO): transmembrane transporter activity
Source: RefSeq, a predicted model, not a curated record